This is a messenger RNA of Desarmillaria tabescens, 1689 nucleotides long. RefSeq lists its product as uncharacterized. NCBI's taxonomy places the organism in Eukaryota, Fungi, Basidiomycota, Agaricomycetes, Agaricales, Physalacriaceae. The record is from RefSeq and is a predicted model, not a curated record. The transcript is spliced from 3 exons. Bases 91 to 1602 code for a protein of 503 amino acids. Gene Ontology annotation, molecular function: glycosyltransferase activity.
GGUCCGCAGCUUUGCAAGCUGCUGCGCCGCAAGUAUUUCAUAUCAUCUAUUUCCUUCGUCACUUUACUCUUCCACUCUUUUCCUCACAGCAUGGUCUUUCUUUCAAUACGGCGGUCCUUCAGCAUACUUGCCGGCUUCACUACCUUCAUUCUGUUGUCUGGGACAGUCUACAACUUUCAUGAUCGGUCAACUCGCGGACUACCUAUAACAUACGAGUAUGAGACUCGGCGUAUCGAAGAGUAUAGGCGUCUGUCGACGAGAGACGGGAAUCGGUUACUACCGAGUGCUGCGUGGAGUCCUCUCAGCCUAAACGAGUGCAUCUUUGGCAUGCCCGCCCAUUACGCGCCUUGCGUAGCGCAAAAACUAUCGUCGAAGAAAGUGUUAUACGCGGAGGAACUAUUAUACCCGGCAUUUGAGAUUCGACAGCCCCGUUUUGCAGUGGAGGAGCACAAGGAUCGCUGGAGAAAUGCCGCUUUGAGAGCGAAAGAGCGGGGAACAUUGCAAGACAGUGGGUGGCUUGUGUAUAAAGGCCAGUCGGGCCAGAAUUUCGUGUUUGGAAAUGUCUCUUACACGCAUCCGAAACGAUACGAUAGCUGGUCUCCGGAGGCCUGUAUGGGAAGCCUUGUGUCGUCAGAAGAUAUACGGUCAUUCGAUCCAGAGCAAGUCGUCGCUGUACCUGGGCAUCCUGCGAUUCGGCAAAGCGCCAUAGUGGUCCUUUCCCCGGACUCCAACUCUUUUCAGCAUCACCUUGACCGUGUCACGCAUAUCCUGAUGCAAGGCUCAUAUCUCACCUUUGGAGAGCACCCGCAUGUAAUUACAGGAAAACGGGGAACUGCCUUUGUAGAUCAACUGUGGGAAGGCCUAGGAUAUCGUCCGGAACGCGUGCUGCAUAGCCAGAAAGAGGAUACAUAUGCCGAAAAGUUGAUUUUUUCAUGUCGUGCGGUAUUGGUGCAUCCUUGGUUGUCGCUCAAGACCCUUGAGGCGUUCUCGAUUGAUUACAUGAAGGAGUCUUCAACGCGAAAUAAAAUCGUGUAUAUGUCGCGGUCCAAUGGACGUGCCAAAAACGGUGGCCGUAAGGUUCUUAAUGAGCCGGACCUUCUCAAUGCAAUCAGGAAAUUACUUGAAGAGAGGGACAAGGGUGAAGAGCUUGUUGUAUUUAACGAGAAGGACUUUGCUACCGCCUCCGACCUUUUUGAAUGGUUCAACAGCAACGUUAUGGCGGUGGUCGGUCCCCACGGAGGUGCAAUGUACCACCAUCGUUGGGCUGCUAGAGGGACACUCAUAAUCGAGUUCAUGCCCACCAGCUUCACAUCGAUGGCUAUUUUUGAGGAAGCCUCCGUGCUUUCUCAGACAUAUGCAGCUGUGAUUGUUGAACCAAGUGGAUCCGGUGGGAAGGAUAUGAUCAUCGAUCCCGAGUACGUCCUUUCCCUUCUUAGUCGACAUCUGGGUGUCAAAAUGCGGAGACCUCGUCAUGCCGAGCACAUGGGAUUUUUGUCUGACGAGAUUCAUGACGAUGUGGAUGAUGUCGAGAACGAGAGUUCCUUGGCAGAGGACCCGUUGAAGGUCAGUUACCAAUGGGGUGGUAAGGAGCUUGGGUUGUAAGUUAAGGCUGUACCGCUUAUAAGUAGAUUAAUUUUUUGUAACGCUAGUACUUUCAUCUCACUAAUAAUGCAAACAAGACAUGGUCGC